Chanos chanos (milkfish) is the source of this 633-nucleotide messenger RNA. It is a transcript of the gene cldnj, whose product is annotated as claudin j. The record is from RefSeq and is a predicted model, not a curated record. The coding region runs from base 1 to 633 and encodes 210 amino acids. Lineage: Eukaryota; Metazoa; Chordata; Actinopteri; Gonorynchiformes; Chanidae. Gene Ontology annotation, molecular function: structural molecule activity. Gene Ontology annotation, cellular component: bicellular tight junction; membrane. The transcript has a single exon.
AUGGCUCUGCAGGUUCUGGGCAUCACCCUGUCUAUGAUCGGGCUGGCUGGCACCAUCCUCAUCUGCGCCUUGCCCAUGUGGAAAGUCUCCGCCUUCAUUGGCACGAACAUCGUGGUGGCGCAGGUCUUCUGGGAGGGGCUGUGGAUGACGUGCGUGUACGAGCGCACGGGCCAGAUGCAGUGUAAGAUCUACGACGCCCUGCUGGACCUGGAUCCGUCGUUGCAGGCCGCCCGGGGGUUAGUGGUGAUCACCAUGGUGCUGGCUUGCCUGGGUUUUUUUAUCUUCCUGGUGGGAGCCGAAUGCACCAACUGCCUGAGUGAUCCACGGGUGAAGGCGCGCAUCGUCGUGGCUUCCGGGAUCACCUUCAUGCUCUCCGGGCUGACCACUGUGGUUCCCGUGUCCUGGACCGCCAACUCUAUCAUCCGCGAUUUCCACAAUCCCAUAGUGCAUGAGGCCCUGAAAAGGGAGAUGGGCGCCGCCCUGUAUGUAGGCUGGGUGACUGCCGGUUUUCUCUUUUUCGGAGGGGCAGUUCUCUGUACCAACUGUCCACCAGAACAGGAGAGCUACUCCUCACGGUACACCCUGGCCAAAUCAGGCUCCCCAAAUAGUUACGCCAUUAAGAACUAUGUCUGA